AUGUCGGCUGAAACUUCGGUUCGUUGGGUGAGCAGGCCAGCCAAACUGGGCGGCGAGCUGGCCGUGCCAGGCGACAAGUCCAUUUCGCAUCGAUCUCUCAUUCUCAACGCCAUGGCCCACGGUUCCGCGCGCAUUACAGGGCUGUCCAACGGCGAGGACGUAAUGUCCACCUUGGACUGCCUGAGACGAAUGGGAGCGGAAAUCACCCAGGGCAGCAUCCCGGGGGAAUACACCAUCGUUGGCCGCGGGCCGGUGUUGCAGGAACCGUUAGACAUCCUGGACGCUGGCAACAGCGGCACCUCCAUGCGCCUGCUUUCCGGUUUGCUUGCAGCCCAGCCUUUCCUUUCGGUCCUCACCGGCGACGCAUCGCUGCGUUCGCGUCCGAUGCGGAGGAUUGUUGAGCCUCUGCAACAGAUGGGAGCGCAGGUCUUGGGCCGCCAAAACGGUUCAUUGGCGCCCCUUGUGAUUCAGGGUGGCUCCCUGAGAGGAAUCGAUUACGACCUUCCGGUAGCGAGCCCCAGGUAA
Molecule: messenger RNA, 525 nt
Organism: Geodia barretti
Lineage: Eukaryota; Metazoa; Porifera; Demospongiae; Tetractinellida; Geodiidae
Source: the annotation of a GenBank genome assembly